UGUCAAGAACAUGGCGGCUUCCAGGCAGGCAUGAGAGUGGAUACUUCUUAACAAAUUUGGGUGAUUCUGGGCAACCAUCUCAAAAAUAGACCAGCAAAACACUUCCCUGGAUACCGCGACACGAAUCUCUAAAAGGACAUGACGUCCCCCGGUGUGCCUGGAACCACCGGAGCUCCGCUGCAGCCGCGAUGGAAGCGGGUUCUGGGUUGGUCUGGUCCGGUACCUCGACCCAGACACGGGCACCGAGCCGUAGCCAUCAAGGAACUGAUGGUCGUUUUCGGCGGAGGAAACGAAGGAAUCGUUGACGAGCUGCACGUUUAUAACACUGCAACAAAUCAGUGGUUCAUACCAGCUGUUCGUGGGGACAUCCCUCCAGGCUGUGCAGCUUAUGGUUUUGUAUGUGAUGGCACACGUCUGUUAGUCUUUGGUGGAAUGGUCGAAUAUGGAAAAUACAGCAAUGACCUUUAUGAGUUACAGGCAAGCAGGUGGGAAUGGAAAAAAUUAAAGCCAAAAGCCCCUAAAAAUGGAGUGCCACCAUGUCCUCGUCUGGGCCACAGUUUUUCACUUGUGGGCAACAAGUGUUAUCUUUUUGGAGGACUUGCCAAUGACAGCGAAGACCCCAAGAACAACAUUCCCAGAUAUUUGAAUGAUCUUUAUACCCUUGAGCUGCGUCCGGGGUCCAGCGUUGCAGGGUGGGAUGUACCGGUCACAUAUGGAGUAUUGCCACCUCCAAGAGAGAGCCACACUGCUGUAAUCUAUACCGAAAAAGUUACUAAGAAGUCCCGUCUUGUUAUAUACGGAGGAAUGAGUGGCUGUCGUUUGGGUGAUCUUUGGACAUUAGAUAUUGAUACACUGACCUGGAACAAGCCUGCAAUAAGCGGCGCUGCUCCCCUCCCCCGAAGCCUCCACUCGGCCACCACUAUUACAAACAAAAUGUAUGUUUUCGGUGGCUGGGUUCCUUUGGUGAUGGAUGACGUGAAGGUGGCCACACAUGAAAAGGAGUGGAAGUGUACAAACACACUGGCCUGCCUGAACCUGGACACUUUAGCAUGGGAGACUGUUUUGAUGGACACUUUGGAGGACAACAUCCCACGUGCUCGAGCAGGACAUUGCGCUGUCGCUAUUAACAACAGACUUUAUAUCUGGAGUGGACGCGAUGGGUAUCGCAAAGCUUGGAACAAUCAAGUGUGCUGCAAAGACCUAUGGUACCUUGAGACAGAACGACCUAACCCACCUUCAAGGGUGCAGCUUGUCCGAGCCAACACAAAUUCUUUGGAGGUUAGCUGGGGAGCGGUUUCUACAGCAGACACGUACCUGCUUCAGCUUCAGAAAUAUGAUAUCCCAUCAGCCACUGCUGCCACAUCACCAGCUCUCAAUGCAGCUCCCUCCCUCCCUGGAAACUCUCCUAAGAGUCCAGCGCCGGCUGCAGCUGCUCCAUCUGCUCAGAGUCUGCCGCAUAGUGGCAUCACUCAAGUACCCCAGGCUGCUUCUCCCACAGCCUCGAUUUUACCUGGCACACCUGCAAGUCCUCUGGCUGCAUCAAUGGCACGUGGCCCAGCUAUUCUAAAAGUUGCAGCCCCUCAGUCAGGAACAGGGACAUCGAUUGUCACCGUACGCCAAGCGUCCCAGGUCGGAAAAUCCCCAGUCACUGUGGCAUCACUUCCUGCAGGUGUUCGCAUGGUAGUGCCAUCACAGACCGCUCAAGGAACGCCCAUCGGCAGCAGCCCUCAGAUGAGUGGAAUGGCAGCUCUUGCUGCAGCUGCGGCAGCUACACAGAAAAUCCCUCCAUCCCCUGGAGCCACUGUUCUCAACAUGCCAGCAGGGGCCACAAUUGUCAAAACGGUAGCUGUGACUCCAGGGGCCUCCACACUCCCCACCACAGUUAAAGUGGCAUCACCUCUCAUGGUAAGCAACCCUGCCACUCGCAUGUUGAAGACCGCUGCUGCCCAGGUGGGCACCCCGACAGUGUCCAGUCCCACUACAGGUGCUCGGCCCAUCAUCACGGUGCACAAAUCGGGCACAGUUACCGUAGCCCAACAGGCUCAGGUUGUGACCACUGUUGUUGGUGGAGUCACAAAGACCAUCACUCUUGUUAAGAGCCCACUUUCUAUGGGAGGCAACUUGAUAUCCAACUUGGGCAAGGUAGUAUCAGUGGUACAAAACAAACCAGUGCAGUCAGCCACCGUGACUGGACAGGCCUCUAACCCACUCGCACAGAUUUUACAGACAAAGGGUCCCCUUCCACCAGGCACCAUUCUAAAGCUGGUAACAUCUGCAGAUGGAAAACCAACCACCAUAAUUACUACCAGUCAAGCAGGUGGCACAGGCAACAAGCCCACUAUCUUGGGCAUCAGUGGCAUGUCCCCCACUUCCACCAGCAAACCAGGCACCACCACUAUCAUUAAAACAAUCCCCAUGUCUGCUGUUCAGCAAGGAGCUGCAGGUGUAACAAGUACUACAGGAGUAAAAAGCCCCAUUACCAUCAUCACCACAAAGGUCAUGACCUCUGGAACUCCUGGUAAAAUCAUCACAGCAAUGCCUAAGAUUGGUACUGCGGCAGGCCAACAGGGUCUAACACAGGUUGUCCUAAAAGGAGCUCCUGGUCAACCGGGCACUAUUCUCCGCACUGUGCCGAUGGGAGGAGUACGCCUUGUGUCUCCAGUAUCUGGGGUCAAGCCAACUGUAACCACCCUGGUUGUCAAAGGAACAACUGGAGUAACAACUCUUGGCACAGUCACAGGAACAGUUUCAUCAAGCUUAGCUGGAGGAAGCCUAGCCAGUGCCAAUGCCACCCUGGCAACCCCCAUCACCACUCUGGGCACAAUCGCCACCCUCGCCAGCCAGGUCAUUAAUGCCACCAAUGUGACGGCUGCUCAGAGCAACCUGACCACUGUCACCUCCACCAUGCAGCCCACUCAGGUGACCCUCAUAACUACGCCUAGUGGAGUGGAGGCUCAGCCUGGCCAAGAUCUGCCUGUUUCAUUUCUAGCAUCUCCCACCUCCGAGCAGCCCACUUCUACUGAUUCUGGCACAGGAGACGCUUCUGGCAGCGUUACUCUCGUAUGCUCUAACCCACCCUGCGAGACGCAUGAGACGGGCACUACUAACACGGCCACCACAGCGACCUCAAACAUGGGCGCUGGGCCAGCUGGCACAGUACAGAGAGUCUGCUCAAACCCGCCAUGCGAAACACAUGAAACGGGUACAACAAACACUGCCACCACAGCAUCUGCCAACAUGGGCGCUGUUCAAAGGGUUUGCUCGAACCCACCAUGUGAAACCCACGAAACGGGCACCACCAGCACGACAACCACUGCAUCUUCAAAUAUGGGCACUGCCCCUACUGAGACAGUGCAGAGGAUUUGCUCAAACCCACCCUGUGAAACACACGAGACGGGCACCACAAACACAGCAACCACAGCUUCAUCAAACAUGGGUGGAAACCAGCCUGGAGCAGUGCAAAGGGUCUGUUCAAACCCACCUUGUGAGACCCACGAGACAGGCACCACCAACACAGCAACCACGGCUUCAUCAAGUAUGGGUGGAGGGCAAGAGGGAACAGUGCAGAGGGUUUGCUCAAACCCACCCUGCGAGACCCAUGAGACGGGCACCACCAACACAGCAACCACAUCCUCAUCUAACAUGGGUGGAGAUCAAGCUGGAGCAGUGCAAAGGGUCUGCUCAAACCCACCCUGUGAGACUCACGAGACGGGCACCACCAACACGGCCACCACCGCCACCUGCAAUAUGGAGACCGAUGAAGGAACAGCCCAACAGAGCAGUGAAGCAUCAGAAUCGAGCACAAGCACAGAGAGCCUGCCGUCGACUGCAGCGGCCCAAAGCAGAGCCAUUACCACAGUCACACAAGCCACACCGCUGCCAGGACCUGCUGUUCCAUCUAUUUCUUCAAUCACGGAGUCGUCCUCAGAGGCAGGAGCUGAGCCGGUGGUGAUGGAGAGUUCAGAGGCAGAGUCUUUACAGACCGAAGGCCAGGCUGAAGCAGAGGCCGUCGCCAUGCAGGCAGAGUUUCAGACAGAGGCAGGAGCUGUCGCUUUACCCACUGACUUCCAGGAGGACGCAGCCGCCUUGCCAGCUGAUUUCCAGGGAGAAGCGGUGGCAGUGGCCAUGCAGGCGGAGAGCCAGGCGGAUCCAGUGCCCAUGGAGCAGGAUGUUUCUGGCAUGGCAGAGGGAGAAGCCGCUCAAGAACAGCUUCCAACUUCAGAGAUGGAAGAUGUAGAUGCAGCGUCAGCAUCACAGGCUGCAGUGCUGGCUUUGCCACCAGAGCUGAUGUCGGAUGGUCAGUCCACAACGCUGAUGGUGACUGGUCUGACUCCAGAAGAGCUGGCUGUCACUGCAGCUGCAGAGGCAGCGGCACAAGCAGCAGCCACAGAGGAGGCUCAGGCCCUCGCCAUCCAGGCCGUACUACAAGCAGCACAGCAGGCCGUCAUGAGUGAUUCGGGAGGAGGCGACCAGCAGACCCACACCAUACCCAUCGUUCUGACCCAGCAGGAGCUCGCAGCUUUGGUUCAGCAGCAGCAGCAGCUCCAGGCAGCACAACAGCAGGCUGCAGCUCAGGCUGCGCUGCCCACAGAGGGCCUGGCACCAGCCGACAGCCUCAAUGAUCCCUUAUCUGAAAGCAACGGGCACAACGAGAUGGCAGCCGCUGCCACAAGUGCAGUAGUCACGCUGCUGCCUCGCACCACUGCAGAAACCUUGGCUCCAUCCAGCACAUUAGCACCUAUAGUAGUAGCCAGUCCAGCAAAGAUGCAGGCAGCGGCUGCUCUCACUGAAGUGGCCAAUGGCAUUGAGGCUGGGAAACAAAAUCCUCCCACUGUUACUGUCAAGCCUCAAGUGAAGAAAGAGAACCAGUGGUUUGAUGUUGGCAUUGUUAAAGUGACCAAUAUGGUGGUAACUCAUUUCUACAUGCCCACAGACGACUCUGCUUAUGUUGAGAAUGAUUCUGGCACAGCCCCAGACUACAGCCAGAUGAAGAGGGUGGAGCUUCAGCCUGGCACCGCCUACAAGUUCCGUGUGGCGGGUAUAAAUACAUGUGGCCGAGGAACCUUUUCUGAAAUAUCUGCAUUUAAGACGUGUUUACCAGGCUUCCCAGGUGCACCGUGUGCCAUAAAGAUCAGCAAGAGUCCAGAUGGUGCUCAUCUGACAUGGGAGCCUCCGUCUGUAACAUCAGGAAAGAUCACAGAGUACUCUGUGUAUUUGGCCAUCCAGAGCAGUCAGACCACCGAAGCCAAGCCCUCAGCUCCAGCUCAGCUGGCCUUCAUGCGGGUUUACUGUGGACCAAACCCCUCGUGCCUGGUCCAGUCCUCCAGCCUGUCCAACGCUCACAUUGACUACACCACCAAACCCGCCAUUAUCUUCCGCAUCGCCGCUCGCAACGAAAAGGGCUACGGCCCCGCCACACAAGUGCGAUGGCUGCAAGAGUCUAGCAAAGAUGGCCUCUCUGCAAAGCCUGCCCCGAAAAGAGCAGUUUCAUCACCAGAUACGAAAGGGAUUGGUCAGAAGAAAGCAAGAAUGGACCAGUAACCUGUUCUCUGCAUUUAUCCUCCAAAACCAUCCAGACUUUCACUACUCCUACUGCUCCAUCCGGAUUUAACCCAACUCUGACUGUAACCCUCCAUCAAAACAGCACAAAAAAGAGGAAAUCCAGUUUCUAGCUUUUUGUUAAUAGUAUGAAUGGAGAAAAGCACAUUGCGAGUAUUUUUCAACAUACUUGGAGUGGGAGGGGAAAACAAAAACAAGCUUUUUCCAUUGUAGUGUCUUCCUUUCUGCUCUCCCCACAUUUCUUUCAUGUAUUUUUGCUUCAGUAAUUCAAAAGCAGUUUUAAGAUAUUUGUAACGUUUGUUCUGUCAGCUGGGUUCUAUGAAGUUUUGUUUUUUGCAAUGGACUUCUGGGUGAAGUUUGAGUUCAUGUUUAAUAUGUGGACAAUGUGAGAUGAGUGAUAAUGGGAGACAGAAAACAAACAAACAUACAGAAAUGGGGAAAACAAACCAAGCACUUGUCCUCCGACAUGAGGGGAUAUUUUUCAGCUCUGCGUGAGGAUUGGUUCUGGACUCUGUGCACUUUGGCAUUGAGCAGAAAUAAAAGCAGAACUGCGGAUUAAGAAACGGCCAUGGAAGAAAGUACAUUACCAGCAGAGACUUUGCUAGAACUGAGAUUUGCCAUACAAACAAACAAAAAAAAGUAAACAAAAACAACCAAAAAAAAGAGAAAAAAUGCAAAACUUUCCAAAAAAUUAGCGAGCGACGACGGAGAACUUUUGUGUAGUUUAUUUUUGUAUUUUAAAGCUUUUCUCCUGUGUGUAUGUCUGUGUGCUUUUUUUUUUAACUCACUACUUUUAUUUUAAGUUUUUUGUUUUAAUAAUUCUUGGCCAUUCCCAUUGGUUUAAGGAUUUGUGGUAAGAAGGGCUUUUGAAGACGAGGAAAUGCGUUGUGUUUGUGCUCAAGCCGAGUGUUGAUGUAAACAAGUAGUAACAUCUGAAGGGCUUUUACUUUGUUUACGGUGUGUGUCCACUUUGUGUUUGUGUAUGCCAAACCUCGAGAUGUAAAAAUCGUAAUUUUAUUAUUAUUUUUACUUGAUUCUUCACCUUACCAAUUCGUCACUUAUAAUUAGUAAACACUUUUUCCCCUUCCUCUGCCUCGUCCUCUUAACUUUUUCACAAGAUAACUUUGUAGAAAUUUUCUCUGGCCUAGUUUGUGAAGGAAGUUGUCCAUGUGAAGAUGAAUUUCUACUUCCUUUUUUUUUUUUUUGAUUAUCUGAAAGGUAUGCAGAGUAAAUGUUCAGUGUAUACCUGUGUGUCUCCAUGUGGCGAGAAUGGCUUGUCAUUCUUGAUGAUUCGAGCCAAGUUCGGAUUCGAUUGUAAUAUAGUUCAUUCAUACUGCAGGAAUUGAAGAUGAUACCCUGGCCUUUUAUAUAUUUACCUGUACAACGUUUUUACAUGUUGGUCAUCUCCUGAUUGCCUUUUUUUGUCUUGACUUAUAAAAGAAACAGAAAUAUCUAA
Molecule: messenger RNA, 7015 nt
Organism: Danio aesculapii
Lineage: Eukaryota; Metazoa; Chordata; Actinopteri; Cypriniformes; Danionidae
Gene: hcfc1a
Product: host cell factor C1a
Exons: 28
Coding region: 139-5541 (1800 amino acids)
Biological process (GO): regulation of DNA-templated transcription; chromatin remodeling
Cellular component (GO): histone methyltransferase complex
Molecular function (GO): protein binding; transcription coactivator activity
Source: RefSeq, a predicted model, not a curated record